UUCUUCCCCGGCGGCGCAUCUUAGCCGUUCCUCAGGCUGCGUUUUCGCUCCCCGUCACUCCUCCCAUAAAGCUAUAACCUUUAGGGUUCAGCGAUGUCGUCCCCACCACCCUCCUUCUCUUCCUCCAAAGACAAUGUACACAACAGUUUCAGUGACGACAACUCUUCCUCCAGAGUUCUUACAUUGCCCACCGUCUUAACCCUUUGUCGUGUAGCUGCCGUCCCGCUUCUAGUCGCAACGUUCUACGUUGAUGGUUGGUGGGGAGCAACUGCCACCACAAGCAUCUUCGUUGCAGCAGCCGUUACGGACUGGCUUGACGGCUAUCUUGCACGCAAGAUGAAGUUAGGUUCUGCGUUUGGAGCGUUUUGGGAUCCUGUUGCAGAUAAGCUUAUGGUCGCAGCUACACUCAUCUUACUGUGUACAAAACCUAUCCACGUUUCUGUGUUAGGACCAGUCCCAUGGUUACUAACGGUACCGUCUAUUGCAAUCAUUGGUAGAGAGAUUACAAUGUCCGCAGUGAGAGAAUGGGCUGCAUCUCAAAAUGGAAAGCUUCUAGAGGCCGUUGCGGUUAACAACUUGGGAAAGUGGAAAACCGCCACGCAGAUGACAGCACUAACCAUACUUCUCGCAAGCCGGGACAGCAGUGUUGGAUGGCUCGUAGCUUCCGGUGCUGGAUUGCUUUACGUAUCAGCAGGACUAUCCGUUUGGUCUUUAGUCGUUUAUAUGAGGAAGAUAUCGAAAGUACUACUGAAGUAGGUUGUAAUCUAUCGGUUUUGUUUUGCUUUUAAACCUGCAUUUGCAUAUACGCAUUGAUUUACAGGGAGCACAAGAUUUGAAUAUGAUGUUUGAGCAGUAAUCUUGUGGGGGAAAUGAUUGAACAGCAGGUAGAAAUGAAGCACUUGUAGUAGUUUAAGAAUAUGUUAGAUGGUUUUGCUCUGCUCUGCACUUAGCAGCUUCUUGUUUAAUUAAUAAUAUUUUAUUGAAAAAAAGGUUCUUGUAUGAUGUUUUUGUUACAAAAACUUUUUAGUGUUUGCUCUUUUAUAAAAAGAGAAUAGAAGAUUAUUGUACA
Molecule: messenger RNA, 1069 nt
Organism: Brassica rapa (field mustard)
Lineage: Eukaryota; Viridiplantae; Streptophyta; Magnoliopsida; Brassicales; Brassicaceae
Product: CDP-diacylglycerol--glycerol-3-phosphate 3-phosphatidyltransferase 1, chloroplastic-like
Biological process (GO): glycerophospholipid biosynthetic process
Cellular component (GO): chloroplast envelope; membrane
Molecular function (GO): CDP-diacylglycerol-glycerol-3-phosphate 3-phosphatidyltransferase activity
Source: RefSeq, a predicted model, not a curated record